GGCUUAGGAGCGUUGGCUGCUGUGAGCUGCGCGAGGCGGCACGGCAGAGAAGAAAGUUUUUGCAACACUUGGGCACCUGACUCCGCAUCUCUCCCAUGCGCGCUCUGGAGUGAGGCUGACCAAGGGAAUCAGCCGAGCGUGGGAGCGCACAAAGCUUUGGAGAUAAAGUUUCUGCUUGUUCCUUUGUUUUUGUUUUUUCUUUCUUUGAUUGGUUUACAGCCGGGAGAUUCUAGCAGCCGAAUCAAGCUUUCGUCUUCACCUUUGCUUUUGGGUGGGGGAAGAAAUGUUCCUCGUCUGUGAAACAGGUCGUGGUUUAGAUGGAAAUGCGCUGACUUGAGACUGGACCAGUUUUCCCUUUUGCAGAAAGCUAGAGAAGGGUAUUAAUUUACGCACCUAUUUAUUGACUUUUUUUUCCCUUUGCCGCCGCUGCUCUUCUCCCUUCCGCUUCUUCUACCGGAGCAUCAGGUUUUGUUGGAGCUAUAUGGAGGGAUCUCAGAAUGGUUUGCAACAGGAAAACCAAAACUUUAGUGUCCACAUGCGUGAUUCUCAGCGGGAUGACUAACAUCAUCUGCUUGCUCUACGUGGGCUGGGUAACCAACUACAUUGCCACGGUUUCUGUGAAAGUUCAGGAGCCGAUCUCGGAGAAAAAGUUAGAGGAAGACAAAGGAGACACUCUAAGGAUUAUAGAAAGGCUGGACCACUUGGAAAGUGUCAUCAAGCAGCACAUCCAAGAAGCACCGCUGAAGCCAGAAGAAAAUCCUGCAGAUGCAUUCAUUGAUUCAUCCCUCUUUGCUCACUGGGGCCAAGAUCUGAGCCCUGAGAACCAACGAAUUGCCCUUAAACAGUUCCAGUAUUAUGGUUACAAUGCUUACCUGAGUGAUCGCUUGCCGCUGGACAGACCCUUGCCUGACUUUAGACCUAUUGGGUGCAAGAACCUGACCUUUCCAGAGAGUCUUCCCGAGGUCAGCAUUAUUUUCAUAUUUGUGAAUGAAGCUCUUUCAGUGAUUCUUCGGUCCAUUCAUUCUGCAAUCGACAGGACUCCUGCUCAUUUGUUGAAAGAGAUUAUUUUAGUGGAUGACAAUAGUAACAAUGAAGAGCUGAAAGAGAAGCUAAAAGAAUAUGUUGAUGAAUUGAACACACGGAAACCGGGGUUCAUUAAGAUGGUCCGCCACAGCAAGCAAGAGGGACUGAUUCGAUCUCGUGUUAGUGGCUGGAGGGCAGCUACUGCUCCAGUAGUUGCACUCUUUGAUGCACAUGUAGAAUUCAACGUGGGCUGGGCUGAACCGGUACUCACAAGGAUAAAAGAAAACAGAAGACGAGUGAUUUCUCCGUCAUUUGAUAAUAUCAAAUAUGACAACUUUGAACUAGAAGAAUACCCACUAUCUGCCCAAGGAUUUGAUUGGGAAUUAUGGUGUCGAUAUCUAAAUCCACCAAAAUCAUGGUGGAGGUUGGAAAAUACUACUGCUCCUAUAAGGAGUCCGGCACUGAUUGGAUGUUUUAUAGUAGACAGGGAAUAUUUCCAAGAAAUUGGUCUACUGGAUGAAGGCAUGGAGGUCUACGGAGGUGAAAAUGUGGAACUUGGGAUCAGAGUCUGGCAGUGUGGCGGUAGCGUUGAAGUGCUGCCUUGCUCUAGGAUUGCCCAUAUUGAACGAGCCCAUAAGCCAUACACAGAAGAUCUAACAUCCCAUGUCCGAAGAAAUGCACUAAGAGUGGCUGAAGUUUGGAUGGAUGAAUUCAAAAGCCAUGUUUACAUGGCAUGGAAUAUUCCUCAGGAGGAUUCUGGAAUUGACAUUGGCGACAUCUCAGAGAGGAAGGCCUUGAGGAAAAAGCUGCAGUGCAAGACCUUCCGGUGGUAUCUUGUCAGUGUAUAUCCUGAGAUGAGAAUGUACUCUGACACUGUCGCCUAUGGGGUGCUACAGAAUUCCCUAAAAAGUGAUCUGUGCCUUGAUCAGGGACCAGACACAGAAAAUAUUCCAAUCAUGUACAUCUGCCAUGGAAUGACACCACAGAAUGUCUACUAUACAGGUAACCAACAGAUCCAUGUGGGUGUUCUUAGUCCUACCAUUGACGAUGAUGACAACAGAUGCCUGGUCGAUGUGAACAGCAGGCCAAGACUUAUUGAAUGUAGUUAUGCCAAAGCCAAAAGGAUGAAGCUUUACUGGCAAUUUACUCAGGGAGGUCCAAUCCAGAACAGAAAAUCCAAACGUUGCCUGGAGUUGCAGGAAAACAGCGACAAUGAAUUUGGAUUCCAACUGGUUCUCCAGAAAUGUUCUGGCCAGCACUGGUCUAUAACAAACAUCCUGAAAAGCUUGCCAACAUAGACUUUUGAGUGGGAGAGCAGAUCUUCUCAUUACUCUUCUUGCUACCGUGUAGCGAAAGUUUGCAAUGACACCUGCGAUUUCCCUCAUUUCAUUUUUGUGUGAGUGUGUGAAUGUCCGCUUGAGGGCUGAGAACAGACACUUUUAUUUCAUAAUGGCAUAUUCAUGUGAUUUAUAGAUUGAUUCUGAAUGGCAGGUGAUGGUAGAAUAUGUUAAAGUAUUUUGCAAUUGUACAUAGGGGAAAAAUGGAAAAUAUUUAUAAGUCAGACAAUAAAAUUUUAUUGAAUAAAAACACAGUAGUCUCUUUGUUUAUUUAACUUGGUAAGCCAGCUUCAGAGCAAUCUAUGUACUUAACAGGAUAUCCUCUUCGCUUUUUCUUUUACUUUUUCAUAAGAGCAUUUAAAAUUUUAGAAUACUUUAAGUAUUUCCCCAUUUGUUGUCUCUUCCUUCUAAGUACAAUUUACCAAUAUUAAUGCAACAUUCGGGGAACUUUUAAACCAGUACAAAAGCACACAAAGUUCCCAUAUCAAUUCUGUAGAUUCAUUAAGGGAAAAGGAAGAAUCCCUUAGCAUUCAUAGAGUUUCAGUUAUGUACUGAGUGUAUAACUUAUCUGAUUUUAAAACAUACAUUUGACUAAUUACAUGUCAUUUCCUUUUACUUAAAAGUCUUAUAUUAAUUACUAGAACUUUCAUAGCACUCAAGAGACUAACUUUACCCAAAGCAUGGAUUUGCCUGUGGUUCUUGGUGUUAGGAGCUGGUUUCCACAGAGAAAUAAUUAUGCUAAAAUUGUAAUUUGAAGUACAAAAUGUAAAGUAGGAACAUUUUAUAUCCUUUUUCUGUAGGCAGAGAAUGAAGGAUAUAGUUAUACGUGUCUAAAUAAAUGUAGCAGAACACCAACCUUUUACAUUAAAGUAUGAUACAAUUCUACACAAGCCUAUUUUGAAGUCAAUCAAUUUAAUAAUUUUUCUUCCUAGGUAAGUGUGUUAAGAUUGCUAAUCUACAGUAUUUGUUUAAAAAUAGUUUUAUUCAAAAUAAACCAUAAAAAAACAAAUUGCAUCAAUAGUCUUAUUCCAAUUUCUGUUCAUUUCUCUCCCUAAGUCAUUCUUGCAUCUUUUUCUUAAAACAUUUGCAUUUUUGUAGCUGUUCCCAAUAUUAAGUUUAUAAAUUUGUGAACAAUAUUUUCAUUUA
Crotalus tigris (Tiger rattlesnake) is the source of this 3506-nucleotide messenger RNA. It is a transcript of the gene GALNT18, whose product is annotated as polypeptide N-acetylgalactosaminyltransferase 18. The coding region runs from base 498 to 2321 and encodes 607 amino acids. The transcript has 11 exons. Gene Ontology annotation, cellular component: Golgi apparatus. Lineage: Eukaryota; Metazoa; Chordata; Lepidosauria; Squamata; Viperidae. The record is from RefSeq and is a predicted model, not a curated record.